CCCGGCGCAGCUUCCGGGGCAGGCGCGGCCGUUCCGGGCGGUGCGGGCACCAUGGGGGUGACGCGGCAGAAACACGCCAAGAAGAUCAUGGGCUUUUAUAAGCACAGCUUCCAGUUCCGCGAGCCCUUCCAGGUGCUGCUGGACGGCACCUUCUGCCAGGCCGCGCUCCGCAACAAGAUCCAGAUCCGGGAGCAGCUGCCCGGGUACCUGGGCGGCGCCGCGCAGCUCUGCACCACGCGAUGUGUUAUAAAAGAACUGGAAUCAUUGGGGAAAGCACUGUAUGGAGCAAAAUUAAUUGCCCAGAGAUUUCAAGUUCGAAACUGUUCUCACCACAAGGAUCCCGUGAGUGGUUCCACCUGUUUACUUUCUAUGAUUGUAGACGGCAACCCUCAUCACUUCUUUAUUGCUACACAGGACCAGGACUUAUCAAACAAAGUGAAAAAGAAGCCUGGUGUUCCUCUCCUCUUUAUUAUUCAAAACACAAUGGUGUUAGACAAACCUUCUCCUAAAUCUUUGGCAUUUGUUCAAAAGUUGCAGACAAAUCAGCUUGUUCCAGAGUACCAAAAACAAAGUAUUGUGGAGCUUAAAGAAAAAGAAGGACUAGCAAAGCAAGAAGGUGAAAAGAGGAGAAAACGCAAAAGGGCAGGUGGCCCCAAUCCACUCAGCUGUCUGAAGAAAAAAAAGAAGAAAACACAGGAGGGUCAGGAUCCUUCUGCUGAAAAGAAGAAAAGAAGAAAAAGAAAACGAAAUAGAGUUAAAGCAGAAGCCAUGCCAUCAGUGCAGAAGAAAGGAGAAUAAGUCCAUCUAUGUAAACAGCACAUGGCUUGAACAUUGUUUGAACUUUGCAAAAAGAAAGAUUAUUAUGCAUGAAAUUGCGUUGUUAAUAUUAAAACUUAUUUUUAUUA
Corapipo altera (White-ruffed manakin) is the source of this 905-nucleotide messenger RNA. It is a transcript of the gene UTP23, whose product is annotated as UTP23, small subunit processome component. The coding region runs from base 52 to 798 and encodes 248 amino acids. Gene Ontology annotation, molecular function: small ribosomal subunit rRNA binding. NCBI's taxonomy places the organism in Eukaryota, Metazoa, Chordata, Aves, Passeriformes, Pipridae. The transcript is spliced from 3 exons. Gene Ontology annotation, cellular component: nucleolus; small-subunit processome. The record is from RefSeq and is a predicted model, not a curated record.